CAGCGUCGGUUGACUGCUGUGAACUCAGGUCGGCCGAGUGGGGACAACGCUAUAAGAAGAUAAAUCACCGACCAACAGACAGUUUACGGUUGGAUCGCUGUUCAGAGCGGAUACAGUGUUUCCACAGAAUCGCAGCCGAACGACGCCCGCACGAGGAUAACAUGUCGACCAGCUUCGGAAGCGUUCUCAUAAGCGACCCCGUGCACGCGUCCUGCGGCGAGCUGCUUGCCCGUCACGGCAUUCCGGUCACAACCAAGCACAAGCUGUCGAAGGAGGAGCUGAUUAAGGAACUUCAGAACCACGAUGCCCUGAUCGUUCGAUCGGAAACUAAGGUGAACAGCGAGGUGUUCGCGUGCUGCCCGAAACUUCGCGUCGUCGGCAGAGCUGGAACUGGAGUCGAUAACAUCGAUCUCGAGGCCGCUACGCGGAAAGGAGUCGUCGUGUUGAACACCCCCGGCGGGAACAGCAUCAGCGCCUGCGAAUUAACUUGCGCGUUGAUCUCCGCGUUGGCCCGCAACGUCGCCCAGGCGGCUCAGUCGUUGAAGGAAGGACGAUGGGACAGGAAAUUGUACUCGGGCUUCGAGUUGUCGGGCAAGACGCUCGCGGUUCUCGGAAUGGGUCGGAUCGGCCGCGAGGUGGCCAGAAGGAUGCAGGCGUUCGGAAUGCGAGUGCUCGCGUUCGAUCCGCUGUUAACCGGGGAAGACGCGAUCCAACUGGAUGUUGAGAAGCUAACUUUGGAGGAAAUAUGGCCGCUGGCGGAUUAUAUCACCGUCCACACGCCGCUUAUUCCUCAAACGAGAAAUCUGAUCAACGCGACCACCCUGGCGAAAUGUAAGAAAGGGGUGCGCGUGGUGAACGUCGCCCGCGGUGGUAUCGUGGACGAACAGGCGCUGUUGGACGCGCUCAAGUCCGGCCAUUGCGGUGGCGCCGCUUUAGACGUGUUCAUCGAAGAGCCGCCGAAGAAUCCGGUCACCUUACAGCUGAUCGCGCAUCCGAAUGUCGUCGCCACUCCUCAUCUCGGGGCAAGCACGGCCGAAGCUCAGGAGCGAGUCGCCGUUGAGAUAGCUCAACAAUUCAUAGCGCUGGCUGGCAAAUCCACGGAAUACGCCGUCACCGGGAUCGUGAACGCGCCGAUACUGAGCACCGCUAUGACGGACGAGAACGAGCCGUGGAUAGAGCUGUCGAAGAAGCUGGGCCAACUGGCGGCUCGAUUGUUGAAAGGGAAGCUGAACGUCACCGUUCGCAGUCAGACGAUCGGCUGCGGGAUGCAGGAGAAGGCUUUCGUGCACACCGCCGUUCUACUCGGUGUACUGUCCGGACAGACUAAGAACGGUUUGAAUUUGAUUAACGCGCCAACGCUUGCGCGGGAAAUGGGCAUCGAGGUGGAAGGGAGCCACGUGUCGGCGGAGGGGAAAGCCGUCCUCGUCCAAGUAGAAGGGCAUCGGAUCAAAGGCACUGUACGCGACAAGGAACCGCUGCUUCUCUCGCUGGACGACGCAUCGUUUGCCAAUGGAAUCGCUUUGGGAGACUCAGUCUGCCUGUACAAAGGUAACCGCGUUCAGGACCUGGCGCAGAUCGUGUCCGCUUUCUCCGCAAAGAGCGUGAACGUUCAGUCGGUGAACGCCAACGGCAACUGGAUAAUCGUGCAAAGCGACCGGGACACUUCUAUACCCGUCAACGGCAUCGAAAGCUUUUAAUAUUCAAAUGUCGCUUCCUCCUUUUUUCAUUCAGUAUUUUCAAUCUCGGGCGAGAAUAAUGAUCGUUAAUCGCAGUUAUCUUAUUUAUUUUAUUCGACUCGAAAACAACGAGGUAAACUUCUAUCGUGCUCCCAUGUAAUUGAAAGUCUUUAAAAAUUUUACAUACAUGUAUAGAAAAUUACAAGUAUACAAAAUAUAUGUAUGUUUAAGUAUUUA
Molecule: messenger RNA, 1913 nt
Organism: Osmia lignaria (orchard mason bee)
Lineage: Eukaryota; Metazoa; Arthropoda; Insecta; Hymenoptera; Megachilidae
Product: hydroxypyruvate reductase
Biological process (GO): L-serine biosynthetic process
Molecular function (GO): phosphoglycerate dehydrogenase activity; NAD binding
Source: RefSeq, a predicted model, not a curated record